UGUUUGAUGAUAUCGAGAGCAAUAUGUUAUCGAUAGUCAAUAGUCAAAUUGCAAAAUGUGAAUGUUUGAGGUUAGGUUAUCAAUUAAUUCCUUCAGAAUUCUUUAUUAAACUUCAAGAGUUUUCUUGAUUAUUCAGUGACUAUCGGUUUAUUACUUUACUCUCAACUGUCUCAAAUAUCUUCAUUAAUACUGGUUUUUAAAAAUAAGUGGAUACAAUGAAUUUUGUCAGGCAAAUGAAGAUUUCACCGUGCAACGUUUUAUCACAAACACCUAUAGUCUCUAGUAUAUUGAAUACUAACAAUAAUCUAGUUUGUUAUCAAUGUGUUAGAUGGAGUAGACAUAAACCUAGAUGGCUUCCUGUUGCAAAAACCAAAAUGUACAGGAUCCCUGCCAGAAAGGAGUAUCCUGAAGAACAAACUGCCGAACUACUCACUUGGUUCAACAACUAUAGAACACAGAUGAAAGCUCUUCAUUUGUACUUGGCUGAAAAGCAAAAAGCUCAGGAAACAGGACCCGAGGUCAUAGCUGAACGUCUACGUCAGGAGGAGCUUAAAUAUGUGGAAUGCAUGCAGAUUAACGACGAGUGGAAUGCGUCUGUGGCAAGGUCGAGGGAGGCCAGACUCGCAAGGGAGGCCGAGGAACGCAGACAGAAAAUAGCGGCCGACAUUGCUGAGAGAGAGCGCGCCAGAAUGGAGAAGAUCAGGGGCAUCGAGGUGGCUGUGCGCAGGGAGAAGGAGCUGUCAAAGACGUUCAUCACCAGAGAGAACAUCGACGAAGCGAUUGAGAAGGCUCUGAACGAGAGAGUUGACUUCAACUUCUGCAUCGACCUGAAGGGAAACAUCUACAAAGGGCUGAGAGCCAGACCCGAUCUGGCCAGUGAUAACCCGUCGCCUCAAAAACUAGAAGCCGAAUCUGCUUAAUGAAUAAACAUAUUUUUUGAGAUUCAAUGCUAGGAGGUAGAUUGAUAGAGUAUCACACAGAAGCGCUAGUAGCUAUUUUGAUAUUAUCUGUUUAUCAUAAUUUUGAAUGUGGUUAAUCGUCAGUGAUACAUUGAUAGUGUUUAUGCAUUUAAUUAAAAAUCAUGAAUUCAAA
This is a messenger RNA of Nilaparvata lugens (brown planthopper), 1092 nucleotides long. RefSeq names its product probable 28S ribosomal protein S26, mitochondrial. The transcript is spliced from 4 exons. Lineage: Eukaryota; Metazoa; Arthropoda; Insecta; Hemiptera; Delphacidae. Gene Ontology annotation, cellular component: mitochondrial small ribosomal subunit. Bases 216 to 920 code for a protein of 234 amino acids. The record is from RefSeq and is a predicted model, not a curated record.